AUGGCCCCCAACAUGAACUCAGUGCUUGUCGUGUUGGCCAUCGCAAGCCUUGUUUCAGUGGCAUCUGCCAUUUCUGGAACUGCCACAUUUUACACCAAAUUAACUCCUUCUGCGUGCUUUGAGGGCCGAAACGAGGGCACGAUGGUGGCAGCGGCGAGCAAGUCGAUCUGGGAGAAUGGAGCUGCAUGUGGAAGAAGGUACAGAGUCCGAUGCACCGGCGGUACCACCGGCGGUGUGGCUCACCCUUGCCGGGGUGGAAGCGUUACCGUCAAGAUUGUGGAUCUCUGCUUAGACUGCCAAGGAACCAUCGAUCUCUCUCGUCAAGCUUUCUCUCACAUCGCUAACCCUGUCGAAGGAAAAAUCCGCAUUGACUUCACCCAGUAA
This is a messenger RNA of Neltuma alba, 384 nucleotides long. Its product is annotated as EG45-like domain containing protein. The record is from RefSeq and is a predicted model, not a curated record. Lineage: Eukaryota; Viridiplantae; Streptophyta; Magnoliopsida; Fabales; Fabaceae. Gene Ontology annotation, cellular component: cell wall; apoplast. Bases 1 to 384 code for a protein of 127 amino acids. Gene Ontology annotation, biological process: systemic acquired resistance. The transcript has 2 exons.